Harmonia axyridis is the source of this 1458-nucleotide messenger RNA. RefSeq names its product dihydroorotate dehydrogenase (quinone), mitochondrial (gene Dhod). Gene Ontology annotation, molecular function: dihydroorotate dehydrogenase activity. Lineage: Eukaryota; Metazoa; Arthropoda; Insecta; Coleoptera; Coccinellidae. The transcript has 6 exons. Gene Ontology annotation, cellular component: mitochondrial inner membrane; cytoplasm. The coding region runs from base 239 to 1393 and encodes 384 amino acids. The record is from RefSeq and is a predicted model, not a curated record. Gene Ontology annotation, biological process: pyrimidine ribonucleotide biosynthetic process; 'de novo' pyrimidine nucleobase biosynthetic process.
ACCUAAUAUAUUAAUUAAAGAUUGUGCAAUUUUUGGUGUCAAUUUUAUCUUUGAUUACCUGUUUGAUGAAAAAAAUAAGAAUUUCUUCAGAAGAAAUUCUUCAUUAUCAAUUGUAGCUUUUCAAUUAGAACUUCAUCAUCAAUUAAUGACUCAUAAAAAAUCAUAAAACUGAUGUUUUCUUAAGACACUUUUCAGAUAUCUUUAAUUUCUUAUCUGAAACGAUAUCUAUCUUUACAACAUGUCUUUCUCAAACAAACUUAAGCAAAUGGUCAAGUUGUGUGGACUUAGCUUUGGAGCUUUCUCUGCAAUAUGCAUUUACAAAGAAGAUACAAAAUUUUACAAAACUUACGUUAUGCCUAUAGUUCAUCUCUUAGAUCCAGAGCAAGCUCACCAAUUUUCUGUUAUUAUAAAUAAGUAUAGGUUAUUGCCAAGAAGCAAAUAUAAUGAUCCAGAUUCAUUGAAAGUUCAAGCAUUUGGAAGUUUAUUCAAUAAUCCUGUUGGGAUAGCUGCGGGUUAUGACAAGAAUGCAGAAGCUGUCCUUGGUCUUAAUGAUAUGGGAUUUGGAUUUGUGGAAAUAGGUUCAGUGACUCCUUUACCACAAGAUGGAAAUGAAAAACCAAGAGUAUUUCGUUUGAAAAAGGAUGAAGCUGUUAUAAAUAGAUAUGGUUUCAAUAGCGAUGGUCAUGAGAUAGUUCUCAAGAGAAUCUAUGAAUUAAGAGAAAGUAAUUAUAAUGGAAUAAUAGGAAUAAAUUUAGGUAAAAAUAAAACUUCACCAGACCCCAUUGGUGAUUAUGUUAAGGGAAUUAUAAGGUUUGGUCCUGUAGCGAAUUAUCUGGUUAUAAAUAUAAGCAGUCCUAAUACUCCAGGAUUGAGGAAUAUGCAAGGUAAAAAGGAGUUGUACGAUCUCUUAGUUCCUGUAGUCCAAGCCGCUAAAAGUGUUCCAAACAGACCGGCUUUGCUUUUGAAACUGGCACCCGAUUUGAGUUUUGAAGAAAGAAAAGACGUAGCUGAUGUCAUUAAUAAAAAAGAAUGUCAGGUCGAUGGUCUAAUUAUAUCGAACACGACAAUCUCUAGACCGAACAGUUUAAACUGUAAGGAAGAAGCUCAGCAAACUGGGGGAUUGAGUGGAAAACCACUUAAAGAGCUAUCAACAAAAAUGAUAGCCGAUAUGUACAAAUUAACUAAUGGAAUACCAAUAAUCGGUGUGGGUGGUAUAUGUACAGGUGAAGAUGCCUAUGAAAAAAUAAAAGCUGGCGCAGUUGUUGUACAAGUUUACACUGCUUUAGUUUAUGAAGGUCCCACUUUAGUUACUGAAAUCAAGAAGAGUCUCGACAAGUUAUUAGCGGAGGAUGGGUUCAAAACUAUUGGGGAAGCUGUUGGAAAAUCAAGCUGAUUCAUAAACUUUAUUUAUGUUGAAGUGUAAAAAAACCAAACUGGGAUUAUCAUGAAUUUGUUAUU